AACGAUUGAUAGUAACAACGAUUGUCUGAGUUAUUACUACGAAAACAUUUGUUAACGAUAGAAUUCAAUAAAUGAGUACUCUAUAAAUUUAAGGAUUGGAUUACAAUGUAAGUUGUUUGUCUGCUUAAGAAGAAAAUAAAUAAAAAUGUGGGCCAACAAUCCAGUUUUGUUACUCUCUCGUAAGAAACAUCCAUGGAUAAGUACAUUAAUUCUUAGUUGUUACUUAACGAUCACCUUUGCUGCAAUACUUGUAGCUAUAGCAUUAUUAUAUCUAUCAUUAAAAAUAAAAGUACUCACAUUAUGGGAUUUGAUUUUACUGGAACCAUUUCUUAGAACUGAUAAUACCAUUUUAUUUUCGUUUUCAAUCCUGACAAUAGCAAGUACUACUCUUGGAUUAAUUUCAGCCUUUGCAUGUUCACAAAGAGGUCUAUUAACGAGUAUGGGAAUAGUGUUAAUAAUGUUCCAUAUUGUCAAUAUAUACGUAAUAAUGUUUAGAGUACAAAAUUUUAUCUCUGCAUCAAGCCUUUAUCAUCUUUUGGACAAUACAAUGCAAAAUAAUCCUGAUAAUUUGCCACUGCAUAUAAUGCAAAAAAGUCUUUCUUGUUGCGGAAUUCAUUAUUACUACGAAUGGAAUGAUUUACACAAAGUUAUUCCAGAAUCUUGUUGUAAUAAUGGGACUAUUUGUAAUGAUAAUGAGCCAACGUUAUUUAAAAUUGGUUGCUUCGAUGUUAUUACUAAAAUAUUACGGGAAGCUUAUGAAGAAUCAAUUGAAAUUAUUGUAACAUUAGAUGUUUUUUUCGUAAUUAUAUUAUUUACGGGGUAUUUCUAUUAUGCAACUAUGCAGAAAACAAAACAAAAGAAGAACAUGGAAUUUAGUGUAUUACCAAGAAUACCGACACAUGCGAAUAAGCAACGAACAGUAUCUACGUUGGACAAUAAUAUAGUCCGAGGAGGAAACAAUACAAUUCAAAACAAUAGUUCUAACGUUCACAAUUCCGCUCACCUAACUAAUCAAAAUAUGGAACCGAUAUACCCUUAUUUAUCCAUGCCUGAACCAAACAUUUAAAUACACUAAUGUCUAAACAACUUUAAUUAAUUUUAAUUGAUUUAAAUAUUAAUCAUCGUUAUUAAAACCUGUAAAAAAACAA
Vespa crabro (European hornet) is the source of this 1148-nucleotide messenger RNA. RefSeq lists its product as uncharacterized. The record is from RefSeq and is a predicted model, not a curated record. Lineage: Eukaryota; Metazoa; Arthropoda; Insecta; Hymenoptera; Vespidae. Gene Ontology annotation, cellular component: membrane. The coding region runs from base 146 to 1066 and encodes 306 amino acids. The transcript is spliced from 5 exons.